This is a messenger RNA of Actinia tenebrosa (Australian red waratah sea anemone), 3758 nucleotides long. Its product is annotated as calcium-activated potassium channel subunit alpha-1. The record is from RefSeq and is a predicted model, not a curated record. Gene Ontology annotation, molecular function: large conductance calcium-activated potassium channel activity. NCBI's taxonomy places the organism in Eukaryota, Metazoa, Cnidaria, Anthozoa, Actiniaria, Actiniidae. Gene Ontology annotation, biological process: potassium ion transmembrane transport. Gene Ontology annotation, cellular component: postsynaptic membrane.
UGCUGUCACCUUGACUAAAGCUGUUGGGAAUCUUAGCGCUGUUCUGUUCUGUUUUGGAGGAUUGGUACAUUUGAUCGAGAACACCGGCGAUCCAUGGAAUGUUGCGUUACGUCAAGACUGGAAUUACUUUGACUGUCUGUACUUCCUUGUGGUUACCAUGUCAACUGUUGGGUAUGGAGACAUGUCACCAAUUACGUAUUUUGGUCGAAUAUUUAUUAUGAUAUUCAUAUGUAUUGGAUUGGGAAUGUUUGCAACCCAUAUUCCCUUUAUCAUGGAGUACUUCUCAUCACAAUCUGAGUACCAUGGAUCCUACAAGAUUGCCCAAGGAAGAAAGCACAUCGUACUUUGUGGGUACAUAACACACGAUACUGUAGAGAAUUUUCUCAGGGAUUUUCUGCACAAGGAUAGAGCAGAUGUGGUCGUCAACGUUGUGAUUCUUGGAAAUCAUCUACCAGAUCCAGACCUUGAGAGAACCAUCAAGAAACACUAUGUUCAUGUAUCAUAUUAUGUGGGUACAGUAUUAUCAGCAGACGAUUGUAAACGAGUCAAGAUGUCUAAAGCAGAUGCCUGUCUAGUUUUGUGCAACAAGAACUGCUCUGUUCCUGACAAUGAAGAUGAAGAAAACAUCAUGAGGGUUGUUGGUAUCAAGAACUUCUUUCCAAAGAUGCGGGUCAUUAUUCAGUUGCUGCAAUACCACAACAAGGCCUACCUGCUGAACAUUCCAUCGUGGGACUCCAAGAUAGGAGAUGAUGUCGUAUGUGUUGGUGAGCUUAAACUUGGUUUCAUUGCCCAAAGUUGCUUGUCGCCCGGUUUCUCCACCUUGCUGGCGAAUAUCUUCUCAAUGAGAUCCAAUGACUUGAAAGGUGAUGAUACGACGAGUGAUGAUGACUGGAGGAAGUGGUACGUGCGAGGAACAAACUGUGAGCUAUACACAGAGAAGCUAGCGCCUUCUUUUAAGAGCUUGGCGUUCAAGCAAGCAGCCGAAAUUUGUUUCGAGAAAUUAAACCUCCUGCUGAUCGCAAUUGAAGUAACAAAGGUGGACGGGGAAAAAACUUUUGCGAUUAAUCCUAAAGACAAGACAUUGAUCAUUCAAGGCAACACCUUGGGUUUCUUUCUUGCAGGAUCUGCACAAGAAGUCAGAAGGGCCUUCUAUUACUGUACGAUGUGUCAUACCGAUAUCACCGAUCCUGAACUCAUCAAAGAAUGUGAUUGUUUAAAACAAGGUAAACCAACUAAGUCUUUAAGGUUUCUAGUGUCAGAAGCCUUGCCAGGUCUGUCACUAGGUAGAGAGGGUCAUCGUACGGUUUGGAACGUGCCAAUUAGAGAAAGGACAGACAAUCAGGACGAAGAAAAUCCUUCUAGAAGUGAAGCCAUCCAUCAAAGACUGAUGCCUCUCUCCAAGAAACAGGGAAGCUACAAGGUUCUCAGUAAACUCAAAGCUGUUGUGGAGGAAUCCAAGAAAGAUGAAAGUCAGGUUGCUUUAUUGUCAACCAAACCAAGCGAUAAAACUGCAUCGAGCAGCGGAAUGACAGAAGAGCAUUUGAAAGAAAACAAGCCAGUUGAAAGUUUCGACAGGUCCAAGCCACUGUUCGAUGUAACAGGAACGUUUUACUGGUGUUCUGCCGUCCCAUACGAAGAAGCCAUACUGACCAAAGAAAAAGCCUACGAUAUCGUGUUUACACACCACAUUUUGGUGUGUGUGUUCAACAAAAAAGAUGAUCCUCUCAUCGGCCUUCGACAACUGGUGAUGCCUUUGAGAGCCAGUAACCUUCAACAAACAGAUCUCAAACACAUUGUCCUUCUUGGUGACAAAGACUAUCUAGAGAGAGAGUGGGAACAAAUUGGUAGUUUUGAUAACAUCUACAUCCUACCGGGUUCGCCGUUUUGUCGGUCGGAUUUACGAGCUGUCAACUCUAAUCUAGCAGACAUGGUGGUGUUCCUGUCCGCUACUACAACGAGCUCCUUCUCUUCUGAUCCUAAACUUGCUGAUAAGCAUUCCAUUCUUGCCUCGUUAAACCUUAAGGCUAUGUCAUUUGACGAUGCAGCAGGGCUUCUAAGUCAAUCCACUAGAGAAGCGUUUAUUGGUUUACCCGAUGUGUCUCUAGGUAGUCCUAACAUCCAAAGACGAGGAUCUGCUUUUGGAUGCAAUAUCCCCAUGUUAACAGAGAUCGUAUUUGACCAUAACGUACAGUACUUGGAUAUCGACGAUGAUGAUGAUGAUGACAUGGAGUUGUAUCUUAGUCAACCGUUUGCUUGUGGAACGACGUUCACAGCUUCUGUUCUUGAUUCACUCGUCAGUUCAACUUACUACAAUGGAGACAUCUUGACCUUGGUUCGUAACUUGGUGACCGGGGGGGUUAACCCAGUACUUGAGGAACAGCUAGCAGAAGGAGAAGGAUUAAAAGGAGGAUAUGAAGUAUCAGAGACGUCGGAGAUUAGAUGCAGGUGUAAGAUUUCCCAGAUAUCUCUGUACGACGGCCCUUUGGCAGAAUUUGGGAAUGGCGGUCAGUACGGAGAGAUGUUUCUGCAUGCUCUUCGAGACUACUCCAUGAUCUGUCUUGGUGUUUAUCGGUUCAGAGAUUCCAACAAGUUGUCUUCUACACCUUCAUCCAAGAGAUACGUCAUCGCUGUUCCGCCCUAUGAUUUCCUCCUUCAGUCCACUGACCUGGUGUUUGUACUGGCUCACUCUAAUGACCAGCUCAACAAACAGUUUUCUAAAGAGUGAUCAUCAUUUAUGUAAAGUAAUUGCAUGGGCACAAUGUAUAUUACAACUAGACACCAAAACUACACGACAUCCUCUAAGUGGAGGAUAACCAAGAGUGAUAGUUCAUACCACACACAUAUGAUCACAUGCAUAUGUUAUGAAGACUACAGAAACACCGUCACGUUCUGAGUUAGGAAUUCAUUGCACUAAGCCUUAAUGUUCACAUGAUGAUUGUAUUCAAAGAACAAGAAAUUCGCUGACACAUGUGAUCAGUAGCAUAACAGCUGGAUGGCAAACCAGUUUAAUACCCAAAUAUCUACGUUCUAUCUAGGUUCUGGAUCACGUGUGUUUGUUUGAAUUCCUUUCCAGAUUUGCUCUAAUACUGAUGAGUCGGACUGUUUACAAUGCAUGAAAUCGAAUGUUUAAAUGAGCAAGGGCCGCACCCAUCACUUGAACAAUGGCCCAUUUUUUAUUACUUAAAUAUUUUUACGAGGGAAAAAAGGUUCUCUGAUGGGUUAAAAAUUGUCCGAUUAAUACAGGACCAACCGUACUGCAUGGUGACUAGGCCCUGAGAGAUGCUGGUACGAUGCACGUUAUAUAACUGAUAUGUAUGUCAGACAUUGUCAGUUUUUUUAUGGUACGAUUUUAAUCAUCGUGGCUGGAGUAAAUUUUAAUGAAAAUUGUAAAUACAAAACUGAACGCAGAGAAUUGAAAAAAAUAAUGGAAUCCAAUUGACCAUAGAUGGUCUGAAUGUCUAGAUUCUUCAAACGGAAGAUUUUUUAAAAACAAAGUGGCGAAAAUAAUUAAAUAGCUAUUCUCGUGCAUUAGCUCUGAGAAUAUGGGAAGUGAAAGUUGGUAGACUAGCGAAUAUUGGUUCUUGUCGGCCAAACGAGAAACACGACCAGGAAAACAUCUUUUAGAUUUCAGCAGGAUUUCAGUGAAGUAAUUUCAUUUAUGAGAUUGUGAAUAUAUUUAUUUCAAAUUUCAUUUCAAUGAUUCACAGAAAACCGGUUUUUAUUAGUUUUAUUUAUGAAAAUAAAUCACUAUCCCAAAA